This is a messenger RNA of Candidula unifasciata, 1737 nucleotides long. NCBI's taxonomy places the organism in Eukaryota, Metazoa, Mollusca, Gastropoda, Stylommatophora, Geomitridae. The record is from the annotation of a GenBank genome assembly.
AUGGCUCUUACCAUCUUACACUUCAAUGAUGUGUACAACAUCGACGAGCAGAGAGAUGAACCACGAGGUGGAGCUGCUCGCAUGAAGUCCUACAUCCAAUCCCAGCAACAGUUUCAGCCACUGGUGCUGUUUAGUGGGGAUGCUCUCAAUCCAUCGCUGAUGAGCAUAUUUUUCAAAGGAGAACAAAUGAUUCCUGUUUUGAAUGAGCUUGGAGUCGCUGCUGCUGUUUAUGGCAACCAUGACUUUGAUUUUGGAGUUGACCACCUAGAGGACAUGGCUGAGCAGUGCAAGUUUCCUUGGCUACUGAGCAAUGUCAAUGACAUGGUCAACAAUGAGCCGCUGGCGCAAGGACAGACUCAUGCCAUUAUUGAACAUGCUGGCAUCAAAAUUGGCAUUAUGGGGCUGGUGGAGAAGGAGUGGAUCGACACACUGUCAACACUUGACCCUGCAGACGUUUUGUUCUCAGAUUUUGUCGAAGUAGGCAAGGACCUGGCCAUGGUUUUACGUAGAUCUGGUGCCCAGCUGGUUAUUGCACUGACCCACAUGAGAGUCCCAAAUGAUGAAAAACUUGCUGAGGAUGUUGAUGGCAUUGACCUGAUUCUGGGAGGGCAUGAUCAUGAUUAUGAAAUUAUACAGGUUAAAGACAAAUAUGUCAUUAAAAGUGGAACUGAUUUCCGCAACAUGAGCAAAUUGACCUUGACCAAGAAUGAGAAUCAAAGCUGGGAUGUAGCCAUUGAAAGGGUAGAUUUGACCUCCAGCAUACCAGAGGAUGAGCAGAUGAAGAAACUGGUCAGUGAAAAAUUAGCCAGUGUGGAUGAGAAGAUGGAUACUUAUCUUGGUCAUAUGAAUGUGGAGAUGGAUGGACGAUUUUCCUCCAUUCGAACUCAGGAAACUAAUUUAGGUAAUUUUAUCACUGAUGCUAUCCUGACGGCAACAAAAGCUGAUUGUGCCUUGCUGAACUCUGGAACCUUGAGAUCUGAUCGUAUCCACCCAAAGGGAGACUUCACAAUUCGAGACCUGUUGACAAUUCUUCCAAUGGUAGACUCUCUUGUAGUGAUCAAAGUCACAGGUGCUCAGUUAUUAGAAGCACUAGAAAAUAGUGUCAGCAAGUAUCCAGUGAAAGAGGGCCGGUUCCCACAGGUGGCAGGAAUCUCAUUUGGAUUUGAUCCAACUAAGCCUCCAGGGAAAAGAGUUGGCCAUGAAUUAGUCAAGGUUCAGGAUGAGUAUAUUGACCCUGACAAGGAAUAUCUUUUGGCAACCAAGGAAUAUUUGGCUCAAGGAAAAGAUGGCUAUGAUGUCUUCAAAAAUUGUCCGAUCGUGGUAGCAUCUGAGCAGUGUCCAGCACUGUCGACUGUAGUGCAGAAUCAUUUUGAAGCUGUACAGAUCUUUCUAGGGGAGAAGCACUGUAAGUCAGGCCACCGACAGAGCCUUGUGUCACUGAAGAGACGGGAAGAGUUCAUUCGGCAGCUCAGUGUGGACAACAGCAAGAAGAAGUUAAAUAAACUUGUCAGACAGGAGAGUAUCCAAGGCCUUGAAGCAGAACAGUGUUAUCUGACACCAAGAGUCGAAGGGAGAAUCUACAUUCUUACAGAGGAGGACAUUGUAGUGAACCCAGAGAGUCAUUGCAGAAAUAAACGUCUGCCUCCUUGGACUUUUGACUGCCAAUCCUCGUACUCAAAACAUGCCUCUUUAAGGUUAAGCAUUGCAGCUGAUGUUUGUCACAGACCUCUGUUAUGA